GCCAGCUGAUCGUCUCCACCGGAGCUCUAGGUUUGCCCAUCAGCCUAACCUUUGUUCAUUGGCAAGGCUGAGAAAUUCAAUAACUUCUCCCAGACUUUGACAUUGCAUCACAACUCGGGCCGUCUCUUCUUAUCUUCACUUUGUGAUAUAUAAAACUUGACCUAGACCAGAAUUGUUUAGUUCUUUAACUUGUGUAAUUCUCUUUCUUCUUCCGGAUACGCUCGCAUCACAGAAGCUUCAAUAUGUCGACAAGACCACCCUCUCGCGUCGUCUUUGUUGGCAAUAUCCCCUAUGGCUUGACCGAAGAGCAAAUCACCGACAUUUUCAGCAGCGCAGGCAAAGUCGAGCGAUUCCGUCUUGUGUAUGAUCCUGAGACUGGACGGCCCAAAGGAUUCGGUUUCGCAGACUAUCCGGAUACCGAUUCUGCGUCGUCCGCUGUGCGCAACCUGAACGAUUUCGAGAUCAUGGGACGAAAGCUUCGCGUCGAUUUUAGUAACGACCAAAAGAGUAGCGAUGACGACAAGGACCCAGCCAUAUCUAACUACAACCCGCACGUCUCUAAUGGCGCAGCUCCCAGCUACAGUGCUCAGCCAAGCACUCUUCCUCCUCUGCCUGCUGGAAAGGAGCUUCCUCACGGUGUCUCUUGCUCCGACGCUAUCUCACGAACGCUCGAAACCCUUCCUCCUCCUCAACUCCUCGAUAUUCUCUCCCAGAUGAAGACACUUGCCAGUAGCGAACCGCAGCGCGCCACCGAGCUCCUCCAACAAGCGCCUCAGCUGGCCUACGCUGUAUUCCAGGCUCUUCUCCUCAUGGGACUCGUUUCUCCCGAAGCCAUCCAGUCUGUCGUUGAGCCUGGGGCUCCCCCCGCUGCGUUCCCUCCUGCGCCCAUGCCUAGCUACCCGGUUGCCAGCAACACUCCUCCUGUUGCUGCUAUGCCUUAUCAGGCACCACCUCAGCCCUAUGCUGCCGCUCCUGUCGCGGUUCCCGCACAAGCUGCGCAGGAUCCCGAUGCCUUGAUGCGCGCAGUGAUGGAGCUCCCUCAGUCCCAAAUUGACAUGCUUCCUGAGGCAGAGAGGCAACAGAUUUUGGCUCUCCGUGCUACGUUUGCUGGGCAACGGAGGUAGACCCACAUACUCUCCAGCACGUUUCAGAUGUGCGUCAUCAGAAACUUCACAAACCAUUACACAUUAUCCAACAUGUCCACGGCGCGCCAUAUCCUGGCCAGGUCGACAUUCGGUGUAUAAGGCGUUCGGGCGCAGGCUCAGGUAUGAAUUUAGUGUUAGGGAGGAAGCCAUUUCUGGGCAAUAACCGGAAAGUAGGGUAACAUAUGCAUGUACAUGCGUGUAAAUCUAGAAGCACGAGAGAUCAAUUAUAACUCCACGUUAAUUGGGUUGUGGAAGCAUCUUUCUUAUUUGCGGCUUUUGGGCUUGGUGCCGUGAGAACAAGUGAUACUCAAGUGCAGUUCAGGUAUAGGGUGGCUAGGGGGAAGGAAAACUCAGAACUUCGAUCCUCAAUGAUACAAAGACUUGGAUAACUUAGUAUACUUUUAGUAUACCUUAUACUGAAUUUGCUAUGAUACCUUAAUAUAUCUUGAGAUCUGAUAUUUUCUUGCUCCCCCAGGGGUGAGUAUCUAAUAUGUGGUUAUAUUGAUUCAGUAUAGUUAAUGUGGCGAGAACUUGCAAACGACCUUUGGAAAUCGCGCAGAUUGAGUAUUAUAGGUCCUAAAUACAAUGAUCUGGUUGGCAAGAGAGGUUGAAGUUUUGUAGCUCCUGAAAAUGAUACAGACUGAAC
Molecule: messenger RNA, 1791 nt
Organism: Fusarium verticillioides 7600
Lineage: Eukaryota; Fungi; Ascomycota; Sordariomycetes; Hypocreales; Nectriaceae
Exons: 3
Coding region: 243-1124 (293 amino acids)
Biological process (GO): mRNA 3'-end processing
Cellular component (GO): mRNA cleavage and polyadenylation specificity factor complex
Molecular function (GO): mRNA binding
Source: RefSeq, a predicted model, not a curated record